Messenger RNA from Cryptomeria japonica (Japanese cedar), 1170 nucleotides. Its product is annotated as aldehyde oxidase GLOX-like. The transcript has a single exon. The record is from RefSeq and is a predicted model, not a curated record. Bases 1 to 1170 code for a protein of 389 amino acids. NCBI's taxonomy places the organism in Eukaryota, Viridiplantae, Streptophyta, Pinopsida, Cupressales, Cupressaceae.
AUGCCGCCAAUCAGAUCCUGCCUGGACAACCGUAUCAUGAUCGUCGGAGGCACCCGGAUGUUUAACUAUGAGUUUGUACCCAAGACCCCCGGUGAAGGAGUUUUCAACCUCCCGUUUCUCUCUCAGACCCGAACCAGCGCCCAAGUGGAAAAUAACCUUUAUCCGUUUCUCCACCUCUCUUCCGAUGGCAACCUCUUUAUCUUUGCCAACAGGGACUCCAUUCUUCUCAACUACAAAACCAAUGCUGUCGUCAAGACAUUUCCCAGAAUGCCAGGUGACGGCCCGCGGAACUACCCGUCAACCGGGUCGUCCGUCAUGCUGCCGCUCUCUGCGGUGGACGGGUUUGCCAAAGUGGAAGUUCUCAUCUGUGGGGGCUGUCCGGACAACGUUUUCGCACUGGCUAGCGCUGGUAAUUUCACGGACGCACUCCGCAGCUGUGGACGAAUGGUAAUUACGGACCCAAAUCCUUCGUGGAGUAUGGAAGACAUGCCCGAACGGAGAACCAUGUCGGACAUACUUAUUCUCCCCAAUGGUGAAAUCAUCAUCAUCAAUGGAGCGGCAAAGGGUGUUGCAGGGUGGGACAUGGCGACUGCCCCUGUCUUGACGCCUCACCUUUACCGACCCAGUGCACCCACCGGGCAGCGCUUUUUCACCCUGGCGGCCACGGGAAUCCCAAGAAUGUAUCAUUCUUCUGCUAGCAUGUUGGCCGACGGGAGAGUCUUUGUGGGCGGGUCCAAUCCCCAUGCGGGCUACGUCUUCUCGGGAACUACUUUUCCGACGGAGCUCCGGCUCGAGGCGUACAGUCCUUAUUACUUGGAGAAUGUCUACACUAGCCAAUUCCGCCCUAAUAUAAAGUCUGUGUCGUCCAACUCGAUCUCCUAUGCGGCCACCUUCAUGGUUGUUUACUCUUUUCCAAAUCCUCUUACUGGUGUUAUACAGUUCAAUGCCUACGCCCCAUCGUUUACCACGCACACUAAUUCGAUGAACCAGAGGCUGCUCAGUCUCGCAGCUAAAACAUCGACGAUUGUUUCGAAUGGGACUGGGAAUGUUGUUUAUUCUUCCACUGUAACUGCCCCGCCCAGCGCAGUGGCGGCGCCGCCGGGAUAUUACAUGCUGUUUGUGGUAAAUAAUGGCAUUCCUAGCGUCGCCCGGUGGGUUCAGUUUUCAUAA